Molecule: messenger RNA, 2199 nt
Organism: Caenorhabditis sp. 36 PRJEB53466
Lineage: Eukaryota; Metazoa; Nematoda; Chromadorea; Rhabditida; Rhabditidae
Source: the annotation of a GenBank genome assembly
AUGCGAAAUGAGCCGGGACCAGUGGCUGACAAGCAGAACGAAACGAAGAAUGAAAUGGAAUGGAAUGGCCGCCCGUUCAUUGUGCUCCGUGAGCUCAGAGCCCCCAAUUAGUCAUUUGCCAACCUCAAUCACGCACAUUUCGCACACAAACUAAUUGGUUCUAAACGGAUAAUACGGACAGCGAUGAGAAAUAUUUACGGACGAAAACGAACGGAAACUAGGAGUGUAACGGAAAAAAGUGAAAAAAAAGUGAAUGGGAAAACGAGGUGAGUCAGCAGGAAAGGUAAGGAAAGAACCUUGAUUGGAACGGAGACGGAGACGCCAAGGAUAGGAAAAAAAGUAUUUAUUGCACAAGUGUCAAGCAAAAAAGAGUAUUUGAUCUAUAAAAGUUGGCAAUAAAGUUCUGUCACCUCAAUAUUUGCUUUGUCUAAAACUAGUACUUGUAUUGUUUUAGAUGGUUUGAGCAACCAGCUCCGUAAAUGACUAAAAAACCUGAAAAACGCUUGAGAAUUUUGUAUUUACAGAAAAAGACUUUUGCUAAAGUUAGUUUGAAAACACAUUAUGGUUCGAUUCAGCAUGAAAAUCACUGAACCACGUCGAAUUAAGCCUGAAAUUGUUUGAAAGCAGUGGGACGAGUGUUUUCAGAAGCGUCGCGGUCGCGUCGCGCUACCGUAACCUGCCUGAUCUACCCGAUUUGGCCUCUUUUCGCAGCUCGUCCGUCGAAGAAACCGACUGUUUCGCUGGUGUUUUCUGGAAUGUUUUGCUCGUUUUCAGGUCCGUCGGUCUCACUCGUUCGGUCCCUUCGCUCACAUUUCCCUGCUUUUCUUGAUUUGGUUUUUUUUCGAAAAUAUCUUUUAGGAAACUCAAUCAUUUCCAUUUAGAGUGUGAGCUUUCAAUUCUUUUCCUGUUCUGUGCUUGUGUAAUUAGACAAAUUCUCUUAAUUUCAAAGAUUUUUUUCACUUUGCAAUAUUCUGCCCUUUUUCAGCCACCUCGUUCGCGUCGCCAUGUCGCACCUCAACUACGAGACUCGUCUUCCGCUCGGACAGGCCACCGUCGACCACUUCCUCCGUCUGCCGCCUCAUCCAACCAAGUGCCAGGCGACGUACGUCUGGAUCGACGGCACCGGCGAACACCUCCGCUCGAAGACGCGCACGUUCGAGAAGGGAGCGCCCGCGAGCAUCGAGCACUAUCCGAUCUGGAACUACGACGGCUCAUCGACCGGACAGGCGGAAGGCGUCGACUCGGAUCGCUACUUGCGCCCAGUCGCCGUCUUCCCCGACCCGUUCUUGGGCGGUUCGAACAAGUUGGUGAUGUGUGACACGCUGGACCACGAGAUGAAGCCCACUAGUGAGUUACAAAAACCGUCUUCAUAACCUUGCGUUCCCUUCAGAGACCAGUCACCGCGAUUACUGCGCCGGCGUCAUGAAGGCAGUGGCCGAUUCGCACCCGUGGUUCGGAAUGGAGCAGGAGUAUCUGAUUGUGGACCGUGACGAGCACCCGCUCGGAUGGCCGAAGCACGGAUACCCGGCCCCACAAGGCAAGUACUACUGCGGAGUGGGGGCGGACCGCGCGUUCGGCCGCGAAGUCGUCGAGACUCACUACCGCGCCUGUCUGCACGCUAACAUUAGCAUCUGCGGAGUGAACGCGGAGGUCACUCCCGGACAGUGGGAAUUCCAAAUCGGCACUUGCGAAGGCGUCGACAUGGGAGAUCAACUGUGGAUGGCGAGAUACAUUCUGCACAGGUAGGCAAACGAAAACCUUGUAAGUUCUAUGGAUGAUUUCAGAGUGGCCGAGCAGUUCGGAGUGUGCAUCUCCCUGGACCCCAAACCGAAAGUGACCAUGGGCGAUUGGAACGGCGCCGGCUGCCACACCAACUUCUCGACGACGGAAAUGCGUGCCGCGGGCGGAAUAAAGGCGAUCGAAGCGGCUAUGGCGGGACUCGAACGGACGCACUCGGAGGCGAUGAAGGUGUACGACCCGAACGGCGGCAAAGACAACCUCCGUCGGCUCACCGGAAAGCACGAGACUAGCAAUCCGAACAAGUUCUCCUGGGGAGUCGCCAACCGCGCGUGCUCCGUUCGCAUUCCGCGACAAGUGAGCCAGGACGGCUGCGGAUACCUCGAGGAUCGCCGUCCUUCGUCCAACUGCGACCCGUACCUGGUGACGGCGAUGAUUGUGCAAAGUGUGCUGCUCCUCUAA